Molecule: messenger RNA, 884 nt
Organism: Chilo suppressalis (striped riceborer)
Lineage: Eukaryota; Metazoa; Arthropoda; Insecta; Lepidoptera; Crambidae
Source: the annotation of a GenBank genome assembly
GUUUCGUCUUGCUGUUGUGUAUUUUUUAUUGGUGGACGAUGAUAACGUGUAAAUAAACAAAUAGAUAAAAUUACAAUUAAGUAUAUUACAAUUCAACAUUUAUAUUGAUAGUGAAUAUAAUAUAAUACCUACUGUGUAUAUCAGAAUGGGCGAACUUGGUCAAGAACGCCCUAGAAAAUUGAUUCCAGAACUCUGCAAACAGUUCUAUCACUUAGGAUGGGUCACUGGGACUGGAGGUGGAAUAUCAAUCAAGGAGGGAGACAAAAUUUAUAUUGCACCUUCAGGUGUCCAAAAAGAACGAAUGAAAUCUGAUGACUUAUUUGUACAGACUAUCAAUGAUGAAGAUUUAGAACUACCUCCUCCUGAAAAGAAGUUGAAGAAGAGCCAAUGCACGCCUCUGUUCAUGCUUGCGUACCGAGAACGCGGCGCGGGUGCCGUCAUUCACACGCACUCGCCGCACGCUGUACGCUGCACGCUACUGUAUGACGAUGAGUUCACAAUAACACACCAGGAAAUGAUCAAGGGCAUCAAAGACGCUCAGCUAGGUCGGUUCCUCCGCUACGACGAAAAGUUAGUAGUACCAAUCAUAGAAAACACGCCGUUUGAGAAGGACCUAGCUGAAAGUAUGGGGGAAGCUCUAAGCAAAUAUCCGGGUACCAGCGCCAUCCUAGUGCGACGACACGGGGUCUAUGUGUGGGGAGACACUUGGCAACAGGCGAAGACUAUGACAGAGUGCUAUGACUACUUGUUCGAAAUGGCGGUAGAAAUGAAAAAGCUCGGUCUCGACCCAGCGAAAACACCAAAACACUAGUAGUUGUAAGUUAAAAAUCAAUGUAAAUAUGUUAAUCAUUUAUUAAUAAUAUAUUUUUUAGAAGUUGUUCAGA